AUGGCCUGGCGGAGCUCCGGUGCAUCAAAUAAAGACCUCGUCGAGAACUUGUGGCGUAAUGGUCUCAUAAAAGACCAACGGGUCAAGGACGCCUUUCUCAAGGUUGACCGCGCAUACUACGCUCCCUCCGCCCCCUACGAAGACUCUCCCCAGUCCAUCGGUCACAAAGCAACCAUCUCCGCGCCGCACAUGCAUGCCACCGCUGCCGAAUCCCUCCUCCCGCACCUCACCCCCUCCGCGACGAAACCUGCCCCGCGCGUGCUGGACAUAGGCUCGGGGUCGGGGUACCUGACGCACCUGCUCGCGGAGCUGGUGGGAGAAAAGGGCCUGGUGGUCGGACUGGAACACAUCGGAGCGCUGAGGGACCUGGGAGAGCGCAACAUGCGGAAAAGCGACGAAGGGCGGGCUUUGCUGGACAGCGGCAAGGUGCGAUUUCACACGGGCGACGGGAGGAAGGGGUGGGUAGAAGCCCCGCGGCCAGGGGAAGAGGGAGGCGGCACCGGGUGGGAUGCCAUCCACGUCGGCGCUGCAGCCGUUAAGCUCCAUCAGGAGCUGGUGGAUCAGCUGCGCGCUCCGGGCAGAAUGUUCAUCCCCGUCGAGGACGACAACGGCUACGACCAGUAUGUCUGGGCCAUUGACAAGAAGGAGGACGGAUCGGUCGUCAAGGAGAAGCUUUUCGGUGUUCGAUAUGUGCCCUUGACUGACGCGCCUAAGUCAUGA
This is a messenger RNA of Colletotrichum chrysophilum, 720 nucleotides long. RefSeq lists its product as uncharacterized. Gene Ontology annotation, molecular function: protein-L-isoaspartate (D-aspartate) O-methyltransferase activity. Bases 1 to 720 code for a protein of 239 amino acids. Gene Ontology annotation, biological process: protein modification process. The transcript is spliced from 3 exons. NCBI's taxonomy places the organism in Eukaryota, Fungi, Ascomycota, Sordariomycetes, Glomerellales, Glomerellaceae. The record is from RefSeq and is a predicted model, not a curated record. Gene Ontology annotation, cellular component: cytoplasm.